UGGAUGUUGGAUGGAUGAUAGACAGAAUCUGCAGUAAAAUCUCUUGUUUUUAUUUUUGUUUCGAGUUUUUAUGAAUUCUCCUGAUUGUUUUCUUCCUCUAAACUGAAGCUGUGAGGGUUCGAACCCGGAGCUUCAUGUCCAGCAGAUGGACCCCCGAACACUUCCGGUUUUCUGGACCGGACCGAGUCUGUCGUCCUGAACCUCAGAGGCUGAACUGCAGAGAAAAUGUUCGGAUUUCAAUGUUAAAGUGAAUCAUCUGGACGUGAGCGUGUCACGCGCCUGGAACAGUGGAAGGUGGGAAACUGGCCUCUGAUUGGUGGAGGUGUUGGAGAGGUGCGUGUAAGAGGGGGGGCUCCCACACAGCCGCUCUGCGCGGUGGCGCGUCGCUGACGCACAGCUCCAAGCCCCUCCAGCGGCCGGAGGUGCGCUCCUCUCCGCGUGCACAGCUGCUCCUCGCGCCGCUCGGCUCCUGAGCGCUCCGCCAUGAGCUGCCUGGAUGUGAUGUACCAGGUGUUUGGUCCGCAGCCCUAUUUCAGCUCCUGCAGCCCGUUCCACCACCAGAAACUGGCCUUGUACUCCAAAAUGCAGCCCCCCCAGGAGAACGGUGGCCGGCUUGGCCCCUUGGGGCCCGUGGCGAUCAAGGAGGAGGACAAGGAGCUGCCGCCGGGCGCCGAGUACCUGAGCGCGCGCUGCGUCCUCUUCACCUACUUCCGGGGGGACAUCAGCGCCGUGGUGGACGAGCACUUCAGCCGGGCCCUCAGCCAGGCUACGGCGUACCCCCCCGCCGGCAGCCACAAAGCCCUGAGAGACGGAUCCUUCCCCAUGAGUCAGAGGAGCUUCCCCCCCUCCUUCUGGAACAGCUCCUACCAGCCGUCCGUCUCCUCCUCACUGGGGGGCGCGCUGGCCGCCCCCCACUCAGACCUGUCCUUCGCCGGGGACCCGUACUCCUCCUCCCCCCUCCACGGCCACCUCCACCAGCCCGGCCCCGACGCCUGGCACCCCUCCCACCACCACCACCACCCCUACUCGCUGGGGGGGGCCAUCAGCACCCAGAGCUACCCCCGCCCGGGGGUUCACGAGAUGUACAGCACGGCGUUCGACCCGCGCUACGGCUCGCUGCUGGUGCCGUCCGUCAGGCCGCACCAUCGCCUGGUCCCCGGCAGCUCCGCCCCGGGGCCAAGCUCCUCCCCCUGUGACCUCGGGGGUAAGGGGGAGUCCGGGGGGUCCGCCUGGAGCGGCACCUUCACCAGCGCCGGAGCAGAGAUUGGACUUAACCCGGACUCAGAACCUUUUGCUGCUGCUUUUCGCUCCCAGAGGAACGCCGAGGUGAACACCAGCAGACGUUUGUCUCCGGCAGCGUCACCUGGACACCACAUGAGUGUGCAGAGGGGGGGAGGGAACCUGAUCCCUACGGAUCCGGACAAAGACUGGACUCUUUGUGCUCCUCUGACAGCAGGGACGACAUUCCUAAAGUGGGAAAAUCCUGGAGAGAGACGGACAGAGACACGUGUGCCUGGAGGCUGAAGGACUUGGCAGCACCGGCGGCUCCGGGCCAACACAGACUCUGUGGCCGCUGGUCCGGAUGAGUCCGGAUGAGUCCGGAUGAGUCCGGACUCUCCUGUUCUUGCUGGACGUUCCUGCACCAACCAAACAUCCUCAUUCCCAUCUUUUUUUCCAUUUUCCUAAGCUAGAAAAGAGAACGCAGGAAUGUGAAAAAGCAUUGGUGCAGCGGAACAAGCGGAGCAGCGUUUCUGCCGCCGCCGAGGUUUGGAUGAAAGCAGAAAAAUCCUUUCCAUCCUGUGGAUUCAAUGUGGGAUCAUCUGGAAAGACCGGAACCCAGCCGUCAAAGCCGUCUGCUUCAGUCUGUGGUUCAGGCUAUAGAUGAUCCGUCAUGAUGGGAAGGAACUGCUGAUCAUGACGGUGUUUCGGGUUUCUGAUCCGAUGAUCCAGAGUUCUCGGAUCUGAGUGACGCUCAGAAAGACUAGAAACCUGUGGAUGUAAAAGUGAUCAUUCGUCUCUCUUUGUGUCGUUUCCUGUUCGGUUCUGAUCCUCAGAACUUCGGAGGCUGCCGCCGUCUGGACGGUCAUGUGACGGUCAUGUGACGGUCAUACGUGGUGAAUGUAAAGUUUCCCUCCUGAUGUUUGGUCAUCUGCUCCAUUAACCCUUUCAUGCCGAACCUGAAGGAAAACAGGAAACGGUUUUGGUGUUCUGAAGUUUUAGUUCAAACCCAUAAAUGUGUGAAGAUCAAACUGCAUCGUGGUCAUCAUGGUCACCGUGGUCAUGAUGGUCAUCGUGGUCAUUGUGCUCGUCCUGAGGACGUCAGUCAGGAAAACCCUCUCAGGUUGUUGAUUUCCUGCUGAAACAUCUUUAGUUUCUUCGUCUUUUCGUCUGAAACUCUUUCUGAUGCACAAACUGAACGUUCUCGAUGUUUGUUUGGUAAAUAAAGUGUUAAAUGUUCCUGAA
Molecule: messenger RNA, 2463 nt
Organism: Oryzias melastigma (Indian medaka)
Lineage: Eukaryota; Metazoa; Chordata; Actinopteri; Beloniformes; Adrianichthyidae
Gene: vgll2a
Product: vestigial-like family member 2a
Exons: 4
Coding region: 484-1524 (346 amino acids)
Biological process (GO): regulation of transcription by RNA polymerase II
Cellular component (GO): nucleus
Source: RefSeq, a predicted model, not a curated record